Messenger RNA from Mugil cephalus (flathead mullet), 5056 nucleotides. RefSeq lists its product as uncharacterized. Gene Ontology annotation, biological process: DNA replication. NCBI's taxonomy places the organism in Eukaryota, Metazoa, Chordata, Actinopteri, Mugiliformes, Mugilidae. Bases 635 to 3400 code for a protein of 921 amino acids. The transcript is spliced from 5 exons. The record is from RefSeq and is a predicted model, not a curated record. Gene Ontology annotation, molecular function: DNA-directed DNA polymerase activity; nucleotide binding; DNA binding.
CAAAAACAAAACUGCAUGUGUGAAUAUAUUUAUAUGUGUGUGUGUGUGUUUCACUAAAGUAUUAUAAUAAUAAAUUGUUUUCUGGUUAUAGUAUAUCCUUCUCAGACCGUAAUCUGGCCAGGGAGCGGACUGUUUGAAGCAGGUGACGAAGCAAUACUAGACAGCGUUUUGGAUUACGAGAACGAGAGUGGGCUUCUAUCUCUAUCUGAAAUUCAUGCAACAGACAGGCCCGAGACACCUCCGACUAACGAGUGCAGACCAGAACCCGCUCACAAGGUGGACAAGACUACUUGUACCAGCGAAGACGGUGUCUACCCGCUACUCGUCAUACCCGACACGCCAGAAAAGCAAGGCAGACAACCGGCUAACACUAAAGAAGCUGACACUGACGGAGGACCAUCUGGAUCCGAAAUUAGCAUACCAGAAGCGCCAGGGAAAGCCGUGACUGACGACUCCAGGCCAUACCCCAAACUGAAGCAUUCCACUAGAAGAAGCGGCAGGAGGAAUACGAGGAGAUCAGCUUCAGGACGUCGGGGUCUAUCGAGAGGGAAGGUUGUGAAAACUUUUUGGAAAAUACUGACUUCUGUUUGUGAAUUGACUUCAGCGUUGACUAGGUAGAGUCGUGUGUGUUGUAAUGAUGAAUGAUCAAGGGGAAAAUUCGGUCUCGCAGUCAGCUCUGUUAUCUUUACAGUCUUCGGUCUCGCAGUCAGCUCUGUUAUCUUUACAGUCUAUGGUUGAAGUGUUAAGCGAUAUCCCUCACCCGCAAACUUUACCUCCACUGGUUGAAAUACAACAACAAUUAGAGAUUUCAAACGAGCCUCAGGCUCGCCACGAACCUUCGGAUUUACAGAAUUUGGAAAGUAUCGAUGUAGCCCUUCAGCGUUUAAGAGAAGCUCCGUCCAGUCCUCCAUCCCCCGAGCUUUUACCUCCGCCGCUUGAAUUACAGCCUUUAGAGAUUUCAAACGAGCCUCAGGCUCGCCACGAACCUUCUGAUAUUCAAAAUUUGGAAAGUAUCGAUGUAGCCCUUCAACGUUUAAGAGAAGCUUUGUCCAGUCCUCCACUCCCGGAGCUCUUACCUCCUCCCUCCCAACCCCGCGUCGUUUGUCCGUCUAAUGUACCAUUACCUCGGCCGACGCAGGUUCCCUCUGUUCGUCCAACCGAAGAUUCCGUGCCUGGUCCGUCUAACCUUUUACCCGUAAACGAUCCGUUACCCGGUCCGUCCUCGUACUUCCCACCUACACCACCAGCCGCUCAGAGGGGUGCGGGUCAAAAUCCUGAAUCCCCCGGGAGGGUCUCCAGAGAUAGGUUUAAUAACAUUGAAAUAAGACAGAUGCUAAAUUUCAACUUUCCCAAUCCUGUGAGUAAUUACGCAGAGUUUUAUCUUAAUGUGAUGGAGACUCUCCAAGCAGCGGUUGAACGGGCUGUAUCCUAUGCCAGACAGGGGGAUGUGCUGCAACUAGAAUUAAGGGGGGAAAGAUCAAACAGCGCCUCUGUCAUAGUCACACACAACGGCAGUCUACCUCUAAACCAUGUUCAAGAGGCUCUCGACCGCCUUGUGCAAUCAAACAUGGCCAUUAUGCCGGAAGAUGAGAUGGAGUUACUUGUGCAGGUGGUACAUAGUCCUAGAGGGGGUGUUAAAAGAAAACUGCAAACCAUUUUUGACGAUGAAAUCUGCAGGAAAAAAGCCCAUUGCCUGAACAUUGUCAUCAAUCCUGGCAACCAGCUCUGCUUUGCCAUUAACCUCGCUCAGCUUUUAAACCGUGAAUUAACCACGCGUCAGGCCACUGAGCACGCUAAAGUGCUACAGAAUCAUGCGGGGUUAGCGGACGACACGCCUGUGACUUUUAAUGAUAUUAUCAAAUUUGAACAGGCUUUAGAUUGCAAAAUCGUCGUCUUCUUCAGAGCAGACGGUGAGCGGGCCCUGUCUAAAUUCCAAACAUCUGAAGGAAUGCAUCCUAAAACCCUCUAUCUCUUCCUCCAUCAGAACCAUUACUAUGGUAUCACCAACCUGAAAACAUUUCUAGGUGCACGGUACGUCUGCGGUUACUGCCACACAGGUUUUACUAACUUAUGGCAGCAUCAGUGCCCGGGCCGUUGUUCUGUAUGCUUCACCUCAGACUGCACAAAAACCGAGACUAAACUGAUUAAUUGCCCCGAUUGUAAUAUGACGUGUCGAUCCGACACGUGUUAUUUAAAACAUAAAAUACCUCGUCACCGCCCCACCGCCGGUACAGCCGCCAGCAACUGCGGUACAAUUAAAAAGUGCAAUACCUGCAGAGUGGUGUAUUACUCAGCCAUCAGCGGCAGCACCCAGCACAAAUGUCGAGCUAAGACAUGUCCGGUCUGUUCCGUAAAGGACCCGGGCGAGGAUCAUCUGUGUUACAUGACUCCUUUGAAGGUCGAGACUGAUUAUUCGAACCGCAUAGUGUUUUAUGAUUUUGAAACAUUUGUAGAUGGAACAGGCAGACACAUCCCAUUUUACAUCAGUACACAGUCUAUGCUUGGAAAGAAGUGGGGUUCCUGGGGCAUGAGUUGCACAGCUAGCUUCUUUAAACACUUCAGAAAACAGAAAUACAGAGGCUGCAUCUUCAUAGCUCACAACGCUAAGGGUUUCGACAGUUACCUGCUUCUCAAUCAUAUAAUUCAGCAAGGUAUGGCACCCCGUAUAAUCAUGCAGGGCAGCAAGGUGUUGCAGAUGGUGGAUGAGGCGUUCCGUCAAACAUACAUUGAUUCGCUUUCCUUUUUAACCAUGCGCCUAGCAGAUAUGCCCGCAGCCAUGGGCCUCGAUGCUGUGAAUGCUCCACGCGACCAGGAACUAAGCAAAGGUUUCUUCCCCCACCUUUUCAGUUCAGAGGCUCACUUAAAUUAUGUAGGCCCUUACCCUCCCCCAGACACUUACGGCGUAGACAGGAUGCCUUCGGACACGCUGAAAAAGUUCAAUGCCUGGUACGCCACCAAAGCUGGCUGUACAUUUGAUUUCAAAAAAGAGGCGGUGCUUUACUGCAAUCUCGAUACUGAAAUCCUGGCAGCAUCAUGCUUAAAGUUUCGCGAAGAAUUCAUUCGAGAGACACGCGUUGACCCCUUUACGUGCAUUACAAUCGCUUCCGCCUGCAUGAAAGUCUUUAAGACAAAUUUCCUCCCUCCAAACACUCUGGCUCUACCGCCCGCCGAUAACUACAACCGGCAAUUCAAAAACUACUCCGACUCUGGCAUCCAGUGGUUAGAGUGGGUCUCGCAGAACGAAAACGUCGCUAUUCGACACGCUCUGAACGGAGGAGAGAAAAAACUGGGGAAAUACUUUGUGGACGGCUAUGCAGAGACUGACGGUGUUAAAAAAGCAUGGGAGUUUCUCGGUGUUUUUUUCACGGCUGUCCAAAGUGUUACUCGCCUACUGAAGUGAAUCGUUUGUUGCAGACUCCCUUUGAGCAGCUCCACUCAGCCUGGCAGGCCAAGCUGCUGACCCUGCGAUCGGAGCUACACGUCUCGGUACAGUUCAUAUGGGAGCAUGACUGGAUCCGAAUGAAAAAAUCUCAUGACGGAGUGAAACAGUUCCUCCUUCAGUAUAGUGCACCGCAGCCCUUAAAACCUCGCGAUGCGCUGUUUGGAGGUAGAACUUGUCCCAUCCGUCUGAGGUACACGACAAGUGACACAGAGCAGGUUCGUUACGUCGAUGUUACAUCCUUGUAUCCGUAUGUUAACGCGCACUUUCACUACCCCCUUGGCCACCCCGAAAUUAUCCGUCAGGGUUUUAAAGAUCCGCGUGAGUACUUCGGCCUGAUUAAAGCUGUCGUGUAUCCCCCUCGGAAGCUAUUUCUACCUGUUCUACCGCAUAAAACUGAGCGAGGUAAACUGGUGUUUACUCUCUGCCGCGUGUGCGCUGAGAUCAACCAUCAAGCCGGUUCGUGCAUGCAUAGUGACGGAGAAAGAGCUCUAUCCGGUACCUGGACGACGCCUGAAUUCACGAAAGCCCUAGACAGUGGAUACCGUGUAGCCCAGAUAACAGAAGUCUGGCAUUUCAAGCAAAAGAGUGACUCCAUUUUUAGGGGCUACAUCAACACCUUUCUGAAGGGUAAACAGGAGGCUUCUGGUUUCCCCCCUGAAGCAUCGGAUGAGGCUAGCAGAGAAAAUUACAUCAGAGACUACGCAGCCAACCAAGGUAUUGAAUUAGACCCCAGUAAAAUCGCACCUAAUCCUGCAAAAAGACAGAUUGCCAAACUUUGUCUCAACAGCUUUUGGGGAAAGUUUGCCCAGAGAACCAACUUAGGUCAGACCACCCUCGUCAGAAAACCUGAAGAGUUUUUCAAGUUUCUGUUUUCAGAGCAGUACGAUGUAAAGUAUUUUGGCUUUCUGAAUGAUGAGGUGGCUAUGGUGCAGUGGCAGUACGGUAACGGGUACAUCCUCCCUCCCGGGAAAAGCAAUAACAUCUUUAUCGCAGCGUUUACCACAUCCUAUGCUCGACUGACUCUUUACAGGUAUAUGGAGAUGGUACAUGAUCCCGAAAGGAUUCUGUACUAUGACACUGACAGCUUGAUUUAUGUCGUCAGAGAGGGGGAGAUGCCUCUUCCCACAGGUAACUACCUGGGGCAGCUGACGGACGAGCUGGGCGGGGACUACAUUCAAGAGUUUGCAGCAGCAGGUCCUAAAAGUUAUGCAUAUCAGACCAGAGGGGGUAAAGUGUCACUGCGCGUGAAGGGUAUCACACUGAACCGUCAGAGUGGUGAAGAAAUUAACUUCAACAGUAUUAAACAGUUGGUAGAGGGUUACAUUGAGAAUCCUCUCAGCGACGCCGUCAUUACAGUGCCUCAGCAGAACAUCGUGCGAGAUAAAAAAGGCUUCACCCUGAAAAAUUCUUCAUUCCAAAAGAGGUUCAGGGUGGUGUAUGACAAAAGGCGUCUUUUAGCUGGCGGGCGAACCGAACCCUUUGGUUAUUAAUCAGAAAAUGUCACACUCUCUAGGAGAAGAGAUUGAGUUUGACCCCAGAUUGCAGCUUCCUUUUUCGUGUCUGGUGGUGGGUCCGAGUGGAUGUGGAAAAACUGUUUUUGUAAAAAAUGUUCUG